AUGUAUGAGAAGAAAGAGCAAGGGAAGCCCUUAGCUCCGGCGGCCGCCGCCGCCAACCGCCUAGAAAUCGAGUCAAACAUCGCCUUCCCGCCAGAGUUCAUGACCCGCCGCCGCCAGACGUGCAUCAAGUUCACCGGCUGCUUGUUCGCCGUUUUAUCGGUUAUAGUCACGAUCUUACUCGUGCUCACUUUCACGGUUUUCCACGUUAAGGAUCCCGUCUUGAACAUCGACUACAUAAACUCGAACAUCCGACCUCUUGAUCGUGGCCUUAACGCGACUAUCGAGGCUGAUAUCUCGAUUAGGAACCCAAACGUAGCGGCGUUCAAAUUUAGUAACAUGACAACAAUUGUAUACCACGAGGUUGCUUAUGGGUUUUGUGGGCUUCGGAUAGUUGAGGCCCAACACAAUACCAGAAACGUAACAACUGUUUCGAUCUUGGUUGUGAAUUGUGAUUAG
Messenger RNA from Striga hermonthica, 456 nucleotides. NCBI's taxonomy places the organism in Eukaryota, Viridiplantae, Streptophyta, Magnoliopsida, Lamiales, Orobanchaceae. The record is from the annotation of a GenBank genome assembly.